Aspergillus nidulans FGSC A4 is the source of this 404-nucleotide messenger RNA. RefSeq lists its product as uncharacterized. The transcript has a single exon. Bases 82 to 393 code for a protein of 103 amino acids. The record is from RefSeq and is a predicted model, not a curated record. NCBI's taxonomy places the organism in Eukaryota, Fungi, Ascomycota, Eurotiomycetes, Eurotiales, Aspergillaceae.
UUACGGUUACGGCGCUGGCUUAAAGGAUGAAUUUUCCCGUCCGUUUCUCCCUCCUCUUCCUACAUCUAUUUCCAGGAUUGGAUGGCCAGUCUUCGAAGUGGAAACGGCAGGAUCCCUCGAGGUAAAAUUUCCAUCUUCCGUCAAUUCACCAGCUCCCUACUUCUCCUUGUACUAUAUCCUUGUCCGUUUGCAACCAUCUAUAGAUCUGUACAUAAUCAGUUGAGACACUUGGAGUUGAUUGAUGUCAGGCACUGGGGGCUGAUGCCUCUAGCUCGCUCAUCUGGUCUACCUAAUUCUGCGGUCAUGCUCUCCUUAGCGGAGAUCCUAACAAAUCCACCUCUCAGUAUGGCUAGGAUUAUUGAUAUGGAAUUGUCAUCAUUACGAACUUCUUAACAUGAAAAAUC